AUGAGCUCGUCGUCGCCGUCUCGCACCCAAUCCUCGUCAUCCCCGUCCGCUCCGUCCGUCCCGUCAGCCGGUCGCCGUAUCCUGUCGCGCUUCGCGUCUCCCNUGUUCUCGCAAAAGGGCCGUAGCAUUGCCGACUUCCACAUCAAGGCCCAUGAUCCGCACAAGCAGUAUUCGCCCGGCGAGAGCGUCAAGGGCUGCGUCGUCGUCAAGGUCGUCAAGCCCGUCCGUGUCACGCACGUGUCCGUCUGUCUGCAUGGUUUCGCCCAGGUCUACCGCACUCCGGGCGCGACAGCCGACCAGCUGCGCGGCAACACCAAUCGCAUCGGUCGCGCCCAGGGCCGAGGAAAGAAGUCGGGCGAAUACUUUGGCAAUGGCUUCGCCUCGCUCUUCGAGGAUGAGUCGGUGCUAUGCGGCGACGGCCGUCUGGACGAGGGCGUGUACCGCUUCGACUUCGAGGUCCAGUUCCCCGACGACAUGGACCUGCCCAGCAGCAUCGACUUUGAACGAGGCACCAUCUCCUACAUGCUCACCGCCACCCUGACCCGUCCCACCACCAUUGCUCCCGUCAUCACCCACGACCAGAAGAUCUAUCUCGUAGAACGCGUCGACAUUGCCCCGCUGCUGCCCCCGAAACCGCGAACCAUCACCCUCGAGCCAGUCUCCAGGAAGGUCAAAUCGACCAAGACCUCCGCGUCCCUGCCAUCGAGGACUCCGAAUACCCCUACGCACGAAGCAGAACCGCCGNACCCCUCGCUGAGCGAGCUCAGUCUCGACAGUCGCGUCAGUAGCAGCCUUAGCGACGGUCCGCAUAAGCUCAUCACCGCCACCGUCGAGCUGCUGAAGGGCGCCUGCUUGCGAGGAGACAGUUUCCCUGUUCGAAUCUCCAUCAACCACACAAAGCACAUCAAGAGCAUCAAUGGCAUCAUCAUCACUUUAUACCGCCAGGCCCGCGUUGACAUGCAUCCCGCCCUCCCCUUGGGACCAGUGAGCGACGGCCAGAAGCGCAAGUACGAAGAUUACUACCCCAAGUCCAUCACCGGUCUCGGUGGCUUGUCUCUGUCUGGCGCCGGAUCCAGCCAUACCUUCCGCAAAGACCUUGCCCAGAUUUUGGUACCCCUAUAUGUGGAUCCCAUCUCUUUGACUGCCGAGAUCAAUGCCAAAAUUGGUGUCCCUCAUGGCGCAUUUCCCACCAUUACCUCUGUUCCUGGAGCUAUGAUUUCCUUCCGUUAUUACAUCGAGAUUGUUCUCGACAUUCAAGGCAAGCUCACUCAUGACAGAUAUCUCUCACAACAUGGCAGUGGCCCGGUCUCUGCUGCUGCGCGCCCUGUCGACUCCAAAGAAAACAACCUCUUCAAUGGCCCUGACGAUACCCCAUUUUUGAUGCUCAAUGGUGCAGGCAUCCUCGAUACUGCUCCUAUUCGAAGAGAUAAGUCCGUCGCGACGUGCACCUUUGAAGUAGUCGUCGGCACCACCGACAGCGAACGCAAAGCAAGGAAGGGCAAAGAGAAGGCGACUGAACCGUCUCCAUCAUCGGCCAAUGCUGAGCAGACUUUGAACAUGUCACACUAUGCUCCACAACAGCAGGGUCAUUCGGCAGUAUCAAGCCGAGAUUUUGAGUCAUAUCAGCACGCAGAUGUGUACCAUCAUGACUAUGACCCCAACACGCCCUUGGAUUACCAGUACGGUUCUGGAUACGACUACGGGCCUGAUUAUCAUGAAUGGGAGGGUCAAGAAUAUCCGUACGACGAGUCUUAUUAUCCAGAAUAUCACGAACCUCCGCCGUUAGAGGACGAGAACUCACUUCCUGAAAAGGAACGUCUACGCAGAGCGGAGGCACGAUUGAUGCCGAGUCAACCACCAGCCAUGCCUUCGACAUCGUCGGGCGCAGAACAGGCAACAGCGCCAGCAUUGCCUGAAGAUUCCUCGUACCAAGGACCAGGAGCUGCCGCCGGGAGCUCGACACAAACCACUGCAUUGCCAUCGCACAUGGCUUAUCAUUUACCAACACCUCAGACUGCCCAUGACACAGUCGAGGGCAAUAGCAAUCAUCUUCCGCCGACGGACGACAAGCAUGAAUUACAAAGGCGUCAAUUAGAACUCGCAGCGAGUGGACCGCCUCCAACUUCAUCAAACGUGCGCGGGAGACCAGUGCAGAGUCUGGGGCCUCAGCACCGGNUAUUAAUAGAUAAUAAUAUGGAUGAUUUCGCAUCGGGGACGGACGAGAUAGGGACAGGUGCAUCAGAAAGUCUCCCGCAAUAUCGACGAUGA
Messenger RNA from Aureobasidium vineae, 2268 nucleotides. The record is from the annotation of a GenBank genome assembly. NCBI's taxonomy places the organism in Eukaryota, Fungi, Ascomycota, Dothideomycetes, Dothideales, Saccotheciaceae.